Messenger RNA from Emiliania huxleyi CCMP1516, 2280 nucleotides. RefSeq lists its product as hypothetical. Bases 1 to 2124 code for a protein of 707 amino acids. NCBI's taxonomy places the organism in Eukaryota, Haptophyta, Isochrysidales, Noelaerhabdaceae. The record is from RefSeq and is a predicted model, not a curated record. The transcript is spliced from 7 exons.
AUGAUCCAGGCGAGCAACAAGAAGGCCCUGGAGCUCUGCCACUUCGACCAGUCCAAGCACGUCUUCCUCGAGGGCUCGGAGGCCGGCCUCUCGUUUGGCGAGUCUGCAGCCUUUGCCGCAGAGAUCCACUUCUACUGCGAGCCAAACUCGGAGCCAAUCGAGCCGCCGGGCCACCAGCAGGGGCCUGCGCAGUGGCACGGCCACCAGGUGCUCCUCUCCAAGUUCAACGGCUGCGUGAGCGGAGAGUACCGGAUAGGGCUCGACGCGCAGCGGCACGUCAUCUUUCAGCGCGAGGUGGCGCCGUGGAUCGUCACGACGACGGACGUGAUCCCGCUGCGCGAGUGGCACUCGAUCGAGCAGUUCCACGGGCAGUACCUGGUCGAGGGGGCGCCGCUGCUGGACCGGUGGCGCAGCUGGCUUGCCGCCGGGGGCGAGGCGCUCCCUCCGAUCCAGCCGCCUCUGGCGGACCCGGCGGAGAUGUGCGCAGUCAGCGGCGCGGGGCCGCCCUUCUCGCCAGAGGCGGGGCUGCACACCUUCAUCUGCGGGUCGGCGUCGGUGCUCUCGUUUGGCAACUGCGCGCCCUUCACGCUCGCUGUCCUCUGCCGCCCCAGCGCGCAGCAAGGCAUCUCCGCCGAGGCUGGCGGCGCCGGUGCCAACGGCGGCGAGUGCGGGUGCGGCAUCGUGCUGAGCAAGUUUCACUACGGGCUGCGGGGCGAGUACCGGCUGGGCUUCGACGCGCGGCGGCGUCCGUUCUUCCACCGCGAGAUCGAGCCGUGGGACAUGGUCUCGACGAGCGCCGUCACCGCCGACGAGUGGCAUGAGCUCUGCGCGACGUACGACGGGGCAGUGAUGCGGCUGUACGUGGACCGGCGGCUAGUGGCGCAGGCGCGGUCGGGCGCGCAGUUCACGGACCAGGUGACGCCCGUGCUGAUUGGAGCCGAGUACGGGAAGAAUUGCGUGCAGAACCACUUCCGCGGCUACAUCGGCGAGGUGCGCGUGCUCGACCGCGCCCUCUCCUCCGACGAGUUGCCGAGCCUCUUUGCGCCGCCCUCAAAGUCGGCCGGCUUGCAGCGCGGCUUGCUUGGGCGGUGGAGGCCGAUGGAGGCGAAGCUUGACGACGCGGACGGACGGUCGAUCACCCUGCGGGCGGGCGUGCGCGCGCUGCUCGUCGAGCUCGGCACAGUCACGCCGCACACGGUCCAGUGGCGGCGGGCGGUCGACAUGGUCAAUGAGUCGGGGGGGUACAAGCACUACUGCUACCUGGGCACCUCCGUCGCGCUCCAAAAGUCGCUGCUGCAGGCGCGCACGAGCCAGCCGCCUCCCCCGCGAGCGCUCGACCUGCACGCGCACGAGCUCGUCGUCAAGGGCUGCGCGCGGGCGCUGCGCAAGCUUCACGAGGAGAUCGCGCAGAAGCGGCGCGACGUGCGGGGGCGCGGGUCGGAGCUAUUCCGCGAGUGGUUCUUCCACAACCCGAUCUCUUUCUUGCGAGAGUGCGACGGCGACCGAUGCGAGUUUUGGCGCUUCCGAUACCCGGGCCGGCGCGCGAUGAACGUGCUGGUGGAGCAGGCGCGGACGCGUUUCCCGCCCUCCAAGGAGUCGCCGCUCAUCAUUUCGUCGUUCGGGUCCGGGCUGCUAUACCAAGAGUUUUGCCACCUCUGCAAGCUCGUGCAGGUGGGGUACACCCACUUCCGGCUGCUGCUCGUCGACACGGCCUACGCGCCGUGGAAGCAAAAGUACCUCGCCCGCGACGGCUGCUGCCGCAUCUACUGCCAGCCCGCCUCGGGGUUCAGCACACACCUGGACGUCGAGAUCCAGACCCUGCUCUAUGACUCGGUGGACGCGUACAUCGCCGACUGCGCGCUGUCGCCGAAGGAGGUGAUGGCGCACAUCUGCUCCGCCAUCGACUACAAGGACAACGACAAGCUCCUCGAGGAGCACGUCAACCACAUGGCGGCCAACACGCUGCGCGACGACGGCGUCUGUGUCAAGCUGGUGACCCGCACUGGAGAGUCGUCUCCCGGUGUGUAUGUGGAGGACCGCGGCCGGCGACUCCUGCACACGGUCCUGCUCGGCGCCGAGCACGAGUCUCACUUUGAACAGCGUUGCCACGAGUGCGAGGUGUGAGGCGGGAAGCCUCUGCCACGUAUCAGGACAGUGUGAGCGCGCCAGGGGCGUGUGAGCUGCGUGGGGGCGCGCCGGCGGCCCACGCUCGACCGUACUUCGAGAUACCGCCAGACGCGCGCGCACGAGAUUAUAGCAUCUAGGAGCAGAUUGUGUCGU